This is a messenger RNA of Leptonychotes weddellii (Weddell seal), 684 nucleotides long. The record is from the annotation of a RefSeq genome assembly. Lineage: Eukaryota; Metazoa; Chordata; Mammalia; Carnivora; Phocidae.
AUGGCGUACCCUCUCCAAAUAGGUUUACAAGACGCAACUUCUCCUAUUAUAGAAGAACUGUUACACUUCCACGACCACACGCUAAUAAUCGUAUUCUUAAUUAGCUCGCUAGUGCUCUACAUCAUUUCACUCAUGUUAACCACAAAACUAACCCACACAAGUACAAUAGAUGCGCAAGAAGUAGAAACAGUAUGAACAAUCCUGCCAGCUAUUAUCCUAAUUCUAAUCGCCCUGCCCUCGUUACGAAUUCUCUACAUAAUAGAUGAAAUCAAUAACCCCUCCUUAACUGUAAAAACUAUAGGACAUCAAUGAUACUGAAGCUACGAAUACACAGACUACGAGGACCUAAACUUUGACUCAUACAUAAUUCCUACACAAGAACUAAAACCCGGAGAACUACGACUACUAGAAGUAGACAACCGAGUAGUCCUUCCAAUAGAAAUAACAAUUCGAAUACUAAUUUCAUCCGAAGACGUACUCCACUCAUGAGCCGUACCAUCCCUAGGACUAAAAACCGAUGCCAUUCCAGGACGACUAAAUCAAACAACUUUAAUAUCCAUGCGACCAGGACUAUACUACGGUCAAUGCUCAGAAAUCUGUGGUUCCAACCACAGCUUCAUACCUAUUGUUCUCGAAUUAGUCCCACUAUCUCACUUCGAAAAGUGAUCUACCUCAAUACUUUAA